This is a messenger RNA of Falco peregrinus (peregrine falcon), 4166 nucleotides long. RefSeq names its product ETS variant transcription factor 3. Gene Ontology annotation, cellular component: nucleus. Gene Ontology annotation, biological process: regulation of transcription by RNA polymerase II; cell differentiation. NCBI's taxonomy places the organism in Eukaryota, Metazoa, Chordata, Aves, Falconiformes, Falconidae. The record is from RefSeq and is a predicted model, not a curated record. Gene Ontology annotation, molecular function: sequence-specific DNA binding; DNA-binding transcription factor activity, RNA polymerase II-specific.
UGUGGGCGGUGGCGGCGGUUCCGGUUCCGGCGGCCGUGCGGGGGAGGCAGCGGCGGCGGCGGCGGCAGCAGCGAGGCGAGCGGCGCGUACCCCGCAUCGGCACCGCGGCCCGGGCGCGCUCCGCCGCCCCCCCGCCCCCGCGUCACCCGCCGGACCCGGCCCGGCCCGCGCCGCCCCCGCAGUCAGCAGGAGGGAGAAAAUGAAAGCAGGCUGCAGCAUUGUGGAUAAGCCAGAAGGAGGAGGAGGUUAUCAUUUCCCAGAGUGGGCUUACAAGACUGAGUCCAGCCCCGGCUCCCGGCAGAUCCAGUUAUGGCAUUUCAUCCUGGAGCUGCUGCAGAAGGAGGAGUUCCGCCAUGUCAUCGCCUGGCAGCAGGGCGAGUACGGGGAGUUUGUCAUCAAGGACCCUGACGAGGUGGCCCGACUGUGGGGCAGGAGAAAAUGCAAACCCCAGAUGAACUACGACAAGCUGAGCCGGGCGCUCAGAUACUAUUACAACAAGAGGAUUCUCCACAAGACAAAAGGCAAAAGGUUUACCUACAAGUUCAACUUCAACAAGCUGGUGAUGCCCAACUACCCGUUCAUUAACAUUCGGCCUAAUGGUGUUGUGCCACAGAGCGCUCCUCCCGUCCCCACAGCUUCAUCCCGCUUCCAUUUCCCACCGCUGGACAGCCACUCUCCCACCGAAGAUGCCCAGCCCAGCCGUUUCUCCAGUGCGUCCCUGGUCCCAUCCAACCCCGAAGCGUUGGGUGACGGUGGCGAGAGGAAGCCAGACAUGCCGGAGCUGGAGGACGGCUCCUCGGAUUGGCGCCGUGGCGUGGAUCUCAUGGCCUCGCGCAACGCGGUGGGCGCCGGUAGCGUCAACCACCAGAAGCGCAAGCCCGAUAUUAUGCUCCCUCUCUUCACCAGGCCCGGGAUGUACCCGGAUCCUCACAGCCCCUUCGCCGUGUCCCCCCUGCCAGGGCGUGGCGGGGUCUUAAACGUCCCGAUCUCUCCUGCCUUGUCCCUGACUCCAACCAUUUUCUCCUACAGCCCCUCUCCGGGCCUCAGCCCCUUCACAGGUAGCAGCUGCUUUUCUUUUAACCCUGAAGAAAUGAAACACUACCUGCAUUCACAAGCUUGCUCCGUCUUCAACUACCACCUGAGUCCGCGGACUUUCCCCCGCUAUCCGCUCAUGGUGCCACCACUACAGUGCCAAAUGCCCCUGGAGGAGCAGCCCCAGUUCCCCAUCAAGCUACAGCCUCCCCCCGUGGGGCGCAAAAACAGGGAGAGACUGGAAAGCGCCGAGGAGCCGGCGGUCCCCCAGCUGGCCACCCCUCCUCCCAGGGUCAAGGUGGAGCCCGCGAUGGACAAGGAGGCAGAGUGUGAAGAGCCAGCGGUGAAAGGAAAAGACAAAACUGAGCGAGAGGAAGGUUCCAGCGCGGCAGCCAGCCUGGAAGAAGAGAAAGCACCUGUGUUUGCCAGACCGGCUGCCCCGUCGUGGCACCCAGCCCCCCCGGCACCCACCCAGGCCGGCUUCUCGGCUGAAGAACCCCAGGAGCAAGGGGAGAGCAGCGGGGAGAAGUCAUCCCGGGAGCCUGCCGGAGAAUCAGGGGCGCAGGAGAAGAGAGAGGACGCCCUGAUGCCUCCAAAGCUGCGUCUCAAGCGCCGCUGGAACGGUGACCGGCAAGCGGAUGUCCCCGAGGAGCGUCAGAACGGCCGAGUCCACUGGAACGGGGCGCUGGGCAGCCCGCACCUCGCGGCGGCUCCCAAAGCCGUGACGGCCACGGCUGCCUCCGACACCUAAGGCCGGGGGAGCCUUGCGGUCCGUCUGCGCUGCAAACAUCCGUGUAUUUAUGUAGCAAGGUUGCAGAGCGUGGGGGGCGGGCGGGGGGCUGGGGCUAGCCUGGUUUGGUAAUUCUAGAAACUAGGGGGUUUGUGUUCUUUGUUUUCCUUGUUGAAUUGCAGGUGAGACGCGGUUGUCUUGCUCCGAUUAGGAGAGGCGAGGGAAGCCGGCCGCCCUUGUGCGCAAGCUUCACACCUUGCACGAACUCCAGCGGGGUUGAGGCCUCCACCGGGACGGAGGAACUCCAGACACGGUCUAUUUUCUAUGCGCUCUAGUAUUUAUAGAAGCAGGAAUCUCUGAAUUCAUCUAGUUCCCUUUUUUAUAUAUAUAUAUAUAUAUAUAUAUAUAUACACGGAGCCUGGUGCGAUGGUGGGAGAGGAUUUCCUGCCCGUUCGAGAUGUGCUGUGCAUCAGCCUCGGGAGCCGUCUGUAUUUUUUUUUUUUUUUUGGAGGGGGGGGAGGAAUCAGGGGGACGGGACGAGGAAUUAUUGCACUGUCUGUGGAGCGGGGAAGGUUGCGGAAAAAAAACACAACUCAGAAAAUCACCGGUGCGCCAGCAAGGUGGGACGCUGCUGGAGAGGGAGGCGCGUCCCCAGCAAGCGGAUCUCGGGGCCGGGGGAGGGGGGGGAAGCGCUUCAGGAGAUGUUAAGUCGUCCCUUUCGCCUUUCUGAAAUACUGCAGAAGCCAUGAGCAAAAUAUUUAAAAAAAAAAAAAAAAAAAAAAAAAAAUCUUUCAGGGAAGGGAGCGGGGUGAGAAAAAAAAAUAACCUAAUGCCUUUAAUAUACGCAUUAAAAUGUACCCUAGGUUUUUUUUUUCUUUUUUUUUUCUUUUUUUUUCCUAAUUGUCUGGGUGGAGUUGGGAGUGAUUGGAAGAUUAACACUGAAAUGCUUGUGGUGAGUUCAUAGAGAAGGAAUGACAGGAGCUUUGUUAAAUCUGAUUUCCUUUGUUUGGUUCCCCUAUCACUUUGACUCAUGCCUUAACUACGCGGACACUUUAUGCGAGCAGGGUUCUAUGGACGGGAGCAGCCAGAGCCGGACGCGUUUGGCCGAGGUCGGGUUUUUCCCGAGGUUUUUGGCUUGUGCCUGAUGAUGGAGAAGUGCUGGAGAAGCGCGGUGGUGGUGGUGGUUGCGGCUCGGCGGCUCCGUUGCCGCAGGCUGGGUCGAGGCACGGGUUCGCAGUGUAAAUCUCGCUGUAUUUUUGCUGUAAAUCUGCUCUUUCCCUACGCAGCUGCGUUUGUCGUUAGGCUGAUUAACUUAGAACUCUGGAUUCCGUUGAGGAAUGCGCUCGUCUCCCACCGCGGCGGGGGACGAAUCCCUAACUGAUUCCUUGAAAGGAGCUUGGAAAGACCCGAUCUCCACGGGGAUAGAGCCGUGUCUCCGGAGAGCAGCUGAUUAUUCACGCGAUCGUAGGCGAGAGGCGUGCGCGGGCAGAUUCCUUCAGUCGAGGACUCGGGAACUGUCGGAGGAGGGCAGGGAGCGCGUGUGCGAGCACAAAAUUCUUUGCCAACGUUCGUAGGCAGAGAGCCGGGGCUGCUCGGGAGAUGCCCAGAGGAGAUGCUGGUGCGUGGUAGCCGGGGGAUGCGGGAGCUGUGAGCCGCUUGCCUGGGCGAGCUCGGAUCCGGCACCUGGAUUGACCUCCACGGUCAGAGCCCGAGCGUGGAGGAAAAAGGGGGGAAGGAACCCCUCAAUCCGGCCCCGGAGAGGGUGUCGGCGAGUGAACUCAGGAAUUAGAAACACGAGGCCUUUCCCAUCCGUCAUGCAUAUCGUCACCCCCCCUCGCGCCCAAGUGCCGGAGCCCGCGGGCACCGCUCCCGUUUGGGGAGGGGGCCAGGGCAGAGGUGGGGGGGGGGGGGGGAAGCUGCCCUUCUCGCCCUUCGUUUAAGGCAAAAAAAAAAAAAAAAAAAAAAAAAAAGUUGAACUGUUGUUUGGCUUUAAAAGUUUGUAAUCGGUUGGGGGGGGGGGGGGGCCUGGGGAGGGGAAGGGGGUGUUGUCUUCAUAGCCAUUGCACUGCAAACCGGGAACUCCGCGUUCAGGGAUAAAGGACUCAGGUUCUCAGGACAACAACGGACCAGUGACCGGCUGCGGGUGAUGGGCUUCGCUUUUUGGGGGGGCGGGGGGCUGGCUGGGCCCCCCCCCCUCCACCGUCACCCACGUCCCCCACCAGCUCCGGGGCUCACCUCGGUGUGAGGCAGGGGGGCUCCUCCCGACCAGACUUAGCAGCAGCCUCGGAGGAGGGCGCUUAUAAAUACAUUUUAAAUAAGAAAACGCCACAAAAAGAAAAAAAACAAAAAAAACACACACGAAAAAAAAAUUAUAUAUAUUCCGAUGUGCCAAAAUAUUUAAACU